AUGGCUCGAAUACAACAACACACAAACACCGCAAAAUCAAAACCCUCUAAACGCUCAAAGUCCAAACCGCGAUCCCUCAAAGCAGGCCGCCCUCCACUACUCUUCUCCUCGACGACCUCAGACAUUGACAUUUCAAAGCCCACAGCCAAGGACACAGCCAAGGACACAGUCAAGGACACAGUCAAAACCACCACCAAAGCCAAAGCCACAUCCAGUGCACGGCCGACCCUCUCAUCAAGACACACCCGCACCCUCAUCAACACGCACCACCUCCUGCAAAAGCGGCUGGCAACCGCCCGCGCCCGCGGCGACACAACCCAGAUCCAGGCCCUCGAAGCCCAGCUCGCAGCCCAGGGCGGGCUCAAGGCGUACCAGCUCGCCAGCCGGACAGGACAGAGCCGCGACCGCGGAGGCGAUUCCAGCAGACAGCUCGUCCGCUGGCUCGACGGGGAGGUGACGGCGCGGAGGGAACGGAGGGAAACGCUCCGAGCACGACUACGAGGCAGUGGCACGAGAGGCCAACAUGUACACAGCCACGAUCACGAUCACGAUCACGAUCACGCCAACGCCAAUGCUCACGCCCUCCUUCACAUCCUCGAAGUCGGCGCCCUCAGCACGGACAACGCGCUCAAUAUCCCCGACAUCACCGCCGUGAGGAGGAUCGACCUGCGCAGCUCCGGCCCGGGGAUCGAAGAGGUCGAUUUCAUGCAUCUGGAUCUGCCCACCCGCCACCACGAUCCGGGUUCGAGCGCAGAUGAUGGGCCCGCAGCGGACGUGGCGGACGCAGGAUACGAUGUCCUCUCUCUGUCAUUGGUGCUCAACUACGUGCCCGACGCAACGGCGAGGGGCGAAAUGUUAAAGCGGACGACCCUGUUCUUCAAACAGUCGCGGCGUGAACGCCGUUCCUCGCCGCCGCCUCCGACGUCCCUUUCUCAUCUUCUCCUUAACGACGAGCACGACGAUGAGCACGACGAGCAACGUAACGAGACCGUCCAGCCAGGCGCCGCGGCGCCGUUGCUGCCCUGUCUCUUCCUUGUUCUCCCGGCCCCAUGUCUGGUUAAUAGUCGGUACUUGAGCGGCGCGCAUCUCGCGGCAAUGCUCAAUUCCCUGGGCUAUUGCCUCGUCCGGGCCAAGACGACGCGGAAGCUGCAUUAUAGUCUGUGGCGCUAUGAUGGCACGGCAGCGAGGGACGAGUGGGUGAGGAAGGGUGGGCAGACGGUGUUCAAGAAGAAGGAGAUCAAUCCCGGCCCAGGAAGGAACAAUUUCUGCAUCGUUCUCGACGGGGACGACGGCUCAUAG
This is a messenger RNA of Cladophialophora carrionii CBS 160.54, 1299 nucleotides long. RefSeq lists its product as uncharacterized. The record is from RefSeq and is a predicted model, not a curated record. Bases 1 to 1299 code for a protein of 432 amino acids. The transcript has a single exon. Gene Ontology annotation, molecular function: rRNA (adenine) methyltransferase activity. Gene Ontology annotation, cellular component: nucleolus. NCBI's taxonomy places the organism in Eukaryota, Fungi, Ascomycota, Eurotiomycetes, Chaetothyriales, Herpotrichiellaceae.